Messenger RNA from Candidozyma haemuli, 834 nucleotides. Its product is annotated as SDR family oxidoreductase. The transcript has a single exon. NCBI's taxonomy places the organism in Eukaryota, Fungi, Ascomycota, Pichiomycetes, Serinales, Metschnikowiaceae. Gene Ontology annotation, molecular function: oxidoreductase activity, acting on NAD(P)H, oxygen as acceptor. Bases 1 to 834 code for a protein of 277 amino acids. Gene Ontology annotation, cellular component: intracellular anatomical structure. The record is from RefSeq and is a predicted model, not a curated record.
AUGGUUCAAUCAAUUACCAACAAGAAUCUUGGUGACUUGCCUACAGAGGCACCUAAGGUCGCUUCCAACGUGCUUGACUUAUUCUCGUUAAAGGGUAAGGUCGCUUCGGUGACGGGUUCCUCGGGAGGAAUCGGCUGGGCCGUUGCUGAAGGUUUUGCUCAGGCUGGUGCGGAUGUUGCCCUUUGGUACAAUUCCCAUAAGAUUGACGAUAAGGCUGAACAUUUGGCCAAGACGUAUGGCGUGAAGGUGAAGACCUACCAGUGUAACAUUUCCGACCAUGCUGACGUCGAGAAGGUGAUUUACCAGAUUGAGGAGGAUUUCGGUGGUCUUGAUAUCUUUGUGGCCAAUGCUGGUGUUGCCUGGACUGAAGGUGCUUGUAUCGAGGUUGAAGGUGUGGAUGCCUGGAAGAAGAUGAUCGACUUGGACUUGAACUCGGUUUACUACUGUGCCAAGCCAGUGGGUCGUAUCUUCAAGAAGAGAGGCAAGGGCUCUUUUGUCAUCACUGCAUCCAUGUCUGGUCACAUUGUCAAUGUGCCCCAGCUCCAGGCGCCUUACAAUGCUGCUAAGGCUGCUCUUCUCAUGCUUGCCAAAUCGCUUGCAAUUGAAUGGGCUCCAUUCGCUAGAGUUAACAGUGUUUCUCCAGGAUACAUUGCCACUGAUAUCACCGAGAACAUUGACCCAGAGACGCAAAACACCUGGUUCAAGCUCAUUCCUUUGGGCAGACAAGGUGAGCCUCACGAGUUGGUUGGCGCCUACUUGUAUCUUGCCUCGAACGCUUCGACUUACACGACCGGCACGGACAUUUUGGUGGACGGUGGCUACUGCGCCCCAUAG